This is a messenger RNA of Erpetoichthys calabaricus (reedfish), 3755 nucleotides long. RefSeq names its product zinc finger protein 420-like. Gene Ontology annotation, biological process: regulation of transcription by RNA polymerase II. Gene Ontology annotation, molecular function: DNA-binding transcription factor activity; RNA polymerase II cis-regulatory region sequence-specific DNA binding. Lineage: Eukaryota; Metazoa; Chordata; Cladistia; Polypteriformes; Polypteridae. The record is from RefSeq and is a predicted model, not a curated record. The coding region runs from base 284 to 3277 and encodes 997 amino acids. The transcript has 5 exons.
CCUCCUUGAAUAAAAACGAAAAGGCAGUAGGCGGGGAUUCGAUAAACCGGAAAAAAAGAUUCCCAAAAAAAGAGACAAAAGUGCUUUUUUGCGACACAGAAGUUCAAGUGGUCGUGUUCUGAAGAGGCUUCCCACCUAACAGAAAAAAGCUGACAUGUAAUUUCCAGUAUGAGGGGUGACAACUCCAAGACCAAAACUGUUGUAUAUAUGAAGAGGAAAUCCUGAGAGUCUUUGUUCAUGUUCAAUCAUUUUCCUUGUCACUUUUUUUUUUAAAGACGGUCUCAUGGAACAACCAAAGAACUUAAUCAAGGAGGAGGAUUGUGAGUGGGAGACAUUGCCUUCGGCAAAGAAGCCUUUGUGUAUGAAGCCUGAAGAUUUUGAAAUGGGAACAGUUGAAAUUAAACAGGAACAGUCUGAGAAAGAGUCUGUUAGGAUGAAACUUGAGAGUUGUGAAGACAUAGCCAUCAAUCUUAAUAUGCCAAACCCUGACAUGAGGAACAUCUUUAACCAAGACAAGUCUUUAGAACAUGACUUCAGUUUAAGCACAUACCCACCAUUCAAAAAAGAGAUGUCUUGUCCUUCUCAGAAGCAUUUCAUGCUUGCUGAGCCCAGUUUGCUGAAGCUUGAAGACAAAACUACUGAGGAGAUCAUUCACAGAGGAGAGAAGUGUGAAUUUCAAGCAGUUGCAAAAAAGCCAGAAAAAUAUGCACCAGAGUAUGUCAAAGGAUCCCUGUCUUCAUUUGAUCAAACAUCUCUUCAGAGUGUAAUUCAAUGGGAACAGCUUGAUGAAGAUAAGAGGAAACUGCUGACUGCCUCUCAUAUUGCAAAACAUAAAUCUGACUCUAAAGAUCAUAGACUUCAAACUGGAGAGAAGCUGUAUGGCUGCAAUGCAUGUGGAAAACAAUUUUCAUUCAAAUGUAGUCUUCAGAAACACAGACUGAUUCAUACUGGAGAGAAGCCUUACUGUUGUACUGAAUGUGGCAAACGAUUCUCACAGAGCAGUGUUCUUAGUAGACAUAUAAGAAUACACACUGGAGAAAAGCCAUAUGGCUGUAUGGAAUGUGGCAAACAAUUUGCAGACAGAGGUCAUUUCCAGAGACACAAAAGAAUUCACACUGGAGAAAAGCCAUAUGGUUGUAAUGAAUGCGGCAAAAAAUUUUCAAGAAUUACCCACCUUAAUAUUCAUGCAAGAAUUCAUACUGGGGAGAAACCGCAUUGCUGUACUGAGUGUGGUAAACGAUUCUCACAAGUAUGUCAUCUUCAGGCACACAUAAGAAUUCACUCUGGUGAGAAACCCUAUUGCUGUACUGAAUGUGGCAAACAGUUCUCACAGUUAUGGCAUCUUCAAGCACAUACACGAAUUCACACUGGAGAGAAGCCUUAUUUUUGUUCUGAAUGUGGCAAGCAAUUUUCUUCCAAAGGCCAUCUUCAGACGCACAUGAGAGUUCACUCUGGAGAAAAACCAUAUAGCUGUUUUGAAUGUGGUAAGCGAUUCUCACAAGUCAGUGAUCUUAAUAGGCAUACAAGAAUUCAUACCGGUGAGAAGCCACAUUCCUGUUCUCAGUGUGGUAAACUUUUCUCACAAAUAAGUGAUCUUAAUAGACACACAAAAAUUCACACCAGAGUCAAGCCAUAUUCCUGCCCUGAAUGUGGAGAACUGUUCUCAGCCAAAGGCCAUCUUCAUGAACAUUCAAAAUUGCACGCUGACAGCCCUGCCAACCUCUAUACAUUCUGCGUUGAACGUAUGCAUUUUAAAGUUAAAUUAUGUGAGUAUUCUUUGUUCAUGUUCAGUCAUUUUCCCUUUGCAGUUUUGAAAUACGGUCUCAUGGAACAAACAAAGAACUUAAUCAAGGAGGAGGGUUGUGAGUGGAAGAUAAUGCAUUCUGUGAAGAAUCCUUUGUGUAUAAACAUGGAACAUUUUGAAAUGGGGACAGUUCAAAUUAAACAGGAACAGUCUGAGAAAGAGUCUGUUAGGAUGAAACUUGAGAGUUGUGAAGACAUAGCCAUCAAUAUUAACAUGCCAAAUCCCGAAAUGAUGAACUUCUUUGAGCAAGACAAGUCUUUAGAACAUGACUUCAGUUUAAGCCCAUACCCAGCAUUCAAAAAAGAGAUGCCUUGUCAUUCUCAGAAGCAUUUCAUGCUUGCUGAACCCAGCUUGCUGAACCUCGAAGACAAAACUACUGAGGAGAUCAUUCACAGAGGAGAGAAGUGUGAAUUUCAGGCAAUUGCAGAAAAGCCUGACAAAUAUCCACCAGAGCAUGUCAGUGGCUCCCCAUCUUCAUUCGAUCAGACAUCUCUUCAGAAUGAAAUUCAAUGGGAACAGCUUGAUGAAGAUAAGAAAUUGAUGGCUGCUUUUCAUGUUGCAAAGCAUAAAUCUGGCUCUAAAAAUCAGAGACUUCAAACUGAAGAGAAGCGGCAUAGCUGCAGUGAAUGUGGAAAACGCUUUUCAUUCAAAUGCGAUCUUCAAAAACACAGACGAGUUCAUACUGGAGAGAAGCCUUACUCCUGUACUGAAUGUGGAAAACGAUUCUCGCUGAGCAGUGUUCUUAGUAGACAUAGAAGAAUACACACUGGAGAGAAGCCAUAUAACUGUAAUGAAUGUGGAAAACAAUUUGGAUACAGAGGUCAUUUCCAGACACACAAUAGAAGAUUUCACACUGGAGAAAUUUCUAUCCGAGAAAAGCCAUAUGGCUGUAAUGAAUGUGGCAAAAAAUUUUCAGUUAUUGCUCAUCUUAAUAUACAUGCAAGAAUUCAUACUGGGGAGAAACCGCAUUGCUGUACUGAGUGUGGUAAACGAUUCUCACAAGUGUGUCAUCUUCAGGUACACCUAAGAAAUCACUCUGGUGAGAAGCCCUAUUCCUGUACUGAAUGUGGCAAACAAUUCUCACAGUCUUGGCAUCUUCAAGCACACACGCGGAUUCACACUGGAGAGAAGCCUUAUUGUUGUUCUGAAUGUGGCAAGCAAUUUUCUUCCAAAAGCCAUCUUCAUUGGCACAUGAGAGUUCACUCUGGAGAAAGACCAUAUAGCUGUUUUGAAUGUGGUAAGCGAUUCUCUACAGUCAGUGGUCUUAAAAGGCAUACAAGAAUUCAUACCGGUGAGAAGCCGUAUUCUUGUUCUCAGUGUGGUAAACUCUUCUCACAAAAAAGUGGCCUUGAUAGACAUACAAGGAUUCAUACCGGUGAGAAGCCACAUUCCUGUUCACAGUGUGGUAAACUCUUCUCACAAAAACGUAGUCUUAUUAGACACACAAGAAUUCACACCAGAGUCAAGCCAUAGACCUAUUCUGAAUGUGAACAGCUGUUCCUAGCCAAAGGCCAUCUUCAUGAACAUUCAAAAUUGCACACUUGACAGCCUUGCCAACCUGUUUACGUUUUGCAUUUGCAUUUUAGUGUUAAAUUAUGUGAGAAUGACUAAUUGUUCACACUUUUCAAUUCAGCAGUUUAACUGCAUCAGAGUUUCAGUUCCAUGAAAGUUUUUUUACCCCUUUUUUGACUUCCUUUACUAUUCCAGAAGUUGUAACUCUGAAGGUUUCAGGUCAUCAGUAAAAAUGUAAUAUUAGAUUAGGAAGUGAACAAUAACACAUGUAUAGCAUUUGUUAUUUAAUAAAUGAAGAAGGAUAUCUGAUAAGAACUGCCUCCGUAUGUAAAAGUCAUUGCUUCCUUACAAUUAAUAAUGGCUUGUAUCACCUUUAACUGCAAUUAUUGCAACAAGGCACUUUCUACCUUUCAAUAAAAGUAUUUUGCAUAACUCUGAA